Molecule: messenger RNA, 837 nt
Organism: Ilex paraguariensis (yerba mate)
Lineage: Eukaryota; Viridiplantae; Streptophyta; Magnoliopsida; Aquifoliales; Aquifoliaceae
Source: the annotation of a GenBank genome assembly
GGGUUCUUCCAGAUAAUCAACCACAGCAUACCCAAACAUGUCAUGAACCGCAUGCUUUCGUCCAUCAAGUCUUUCCAUGAACUACCAGAUGACAUGAGAAUGCAAUAUUAUCGUAGGGACAUGUCCCAAGGUAUUGCCUACUCCACAAACUUCGAUUUGUACCACUCCAAGGCUGCCAGCUGGAGGGACUCACUGCAGGUCCGUCUGGCCCCCUCACCGCCGAAAUCGAAGCACGUUCCGGCUGUGUGCCGGGAUGCAGUGGCGGAGUGGGACCGGGAGGUGGUGAAGUUGGGGGAAGAGGUGAUGGGGAUGCUGUGUGAGGGGUUGGGUGUGAAAACAGAUAGGUUGAAGGAUAUGUCGUGUUUGGCGGAUAGGAUUAUGGCGGGACAUUACUAUCCGUACUGUCCGCAACCGGAGUUGACCGUUGGGCUGACGUGGCACACGGAUCCCGGGGUGUUAACGGUGGUGUUGCAGAAUGAGGUUACGGGAUUGCAGGUGAAGUGUGGUCAGGAUUGGAUUGAUGUCAAACCUGUCCCUGGUGGUCUGGUUAUCAACAUUGGUGAUAUGCUUCAGAUCAUUUCCAAUGAUCAAUACAAAAGCGUGGAGCAUCGAGUGGUGGCCAACCCGUUUCACGAGCCACGAGUUUCGAUUCCAGUUUUCUUCAACCCAAGCAUGAUGGGGGACUUGCAUGGACCAUUACCAGAGCUUGUGUCACCAAAUAAACCAGCUGUUUUCCGACAAUUCACUCACUCAGAUUUCAUGACUAGAUUCUUCACUAAGGAUUUUGAUGGCAAGUCCGUGACCAAUUACUACCGAAUCUAGAAGAGAUGAAGGCUG